Capsella rubella is the source of this 2427-nucleotide messenger RNA. RefSeq lists its product as uncharacterized. NCBI's taxonomy places the organism in Eukaryota, Viridiplantae, Streptophyta, Magnoliopsida, Brassicales, Brassicaceae. The transcript is spliced from 3 exons. The record is from RefSeq and is a predicted model, not a curated record.
AUGACAAGCAAUGACGGUGUAGAGCUUCCUUGGAAAGUGGUAGCUAAAGGUAGCAGAAGUUCAACAAGGCGUAGCAAGAAACCAGUUGUAAGUGUUGCAGCCUCGGGGAUUGAGGCAGAAGACAAGAGUUCAACCGGCUCAGUAGCAGGAAAAUCAAAGCCUGAAAAGCUUGAGGUUUCUGUUCUAGGUCAGCAUUCCGCUGAAAGAGUAGAACAUGUUCCGAUUAAGAAACGGAGAUUUAUCGUUUUCUCCCCGUCACCUGCUCAAUGUGAAGGCUCAGAAAAUAAGGCACAAAUCAACCAUGUUUUGCCUGUUUCGAGAUUAAACCCUAAAUUGAUCUCAGACGUUCAAGAUGAAAAUCCUGAUUGCAGUGGUCAUGACUAUUCUGGUAUCAAAAUUCUUGCUGAUGCUGCUUGUAGUACGGAUUUGAGUUAUGAUCUUGCACCAUCUGUUGACCGUCUGCUUGCUGAGGAUUCUGUUGUUCAGCAACAAGAUGCCUCAACCAUUUCAACUUGUGCUGAAGGUAACGAUUCAUCAGCUGGAACUGCUAAUGUCUUGCAUACUGCGGUUGAUUCCAGUGAUCAGGAUCGGCAAAGCAAGAGCGAUAUUGUAGUGCAUCAGAGAUAUCCUUUAAAAAAUUUGUGCAAAGAGUUGGCUGAUUUGCAGAACGUAAAGCAGAGCAGAAUGACCUCUGGAGGGAUGAUAGCACCUAAAAAAACAAGUACUACUCUUUUAGAUGAAUUCUCAGAAAGACCAAAGGCUAAUGUUACAACAAGUGAAAGUGAAACUUUAGCACCUGACAGUGGAGCUGUUACGGUGUCAGAGAAAUCAUUAGCCAAGGAGCCCACUGACAGGAACAAGGAUGAAGGCCUUAAAAAUGCUAUGUUCCACUGGGAUUUAAAUGAACCUUGUGAUGUAGAAGAUGAAGCCUAUGGGAGAGAUGCAGAGGAAGAAAUCACAGAGUCUAUUGCCCCUAAAGAGAGCGGACCUCUCGAUGGAAGUAAGGACAGUAUGGGUGGGGUAAUUGCAUCAGAUGAACAUACAUAGUUAUCACCAUCUAGGCCUAAGGUUGAUACAUCUGCUACAAAUGACAAGGAGUGCCCAUCUAGUUAUGACUCCCAGAUUGAGGAUGGAGAGUUGAGAGAACCAUACCCUUGCGAAGAAAAUGAGGGUGAAACAGGAGAGUUUGAACAGUUGGAUUACGGGUCUGAGCCAGAGGAUGAGAGAUUCUACUCUAUGGAUUAUGAGAAGGGAAUCUUGACAGACAAGAAUUUCAGACAUGUUAAGUCUGAAUCUGGUGAUGCACCAAGAAAUGGGGAGGCUAACGAAGGAAGUGACAUAGAGAAGCAAGUCGUUGUUAACAUGAGUGAUUCACAUCCUAAGAAGGGCUCUUCUUCUCCUACAAGGAGUUUUGCGUCAAAACCAUACAAGAAGUUGCCUUCACAUGAUGCCAUCCAGAGGAGAAGGCCUGAUAAUUAUGCAGGGUUGAGUACGGGUCCAGAUAGAUUUAUUGGAAGGGAUGACAGGUUAGGGAUGUGCACUCCUAGGAGAGGAGGUUAUUUUAGUGGUUGGGAUUCCAAACGACGCUUCUGCCAACCUAAUUACAAAGACAAUUCCUAUGGUUUCGGACGUCCACGACAUAAAAGUAUGGCAGAUGAUCAAGGUAUGAUGAACGGCUAUGAUGAAUCAGGGUCAGGACCAGAUGGUUAUGUACGUAGGCAAUUCUCAAAUGGUGGAUACCGAGGUCGGUGUAGGAGAUUCCCAUAUGGUGGGGAUCGUAAUUUCAAGGGCCGUCACAGUGAUACCAACCAGUUUCCUGGUCGGAUGCACAACCGAAUGAGUGGUAAUAGGAGAGAUAGAGGUGGCUCUCCGGUUUUCAAAAGAAUGCACCACCCUCAAUCAGAGUCAAGAUCUAGAAGUCGUUCUCCAAACUCGUGGAAUGGCAUAAAUAGGCCAAUUCCUCCUCCUCCAGGUGGGUUUAGAGAAGACGAGAGGAUGAUGGAAAGAGUGAGGUUGCCUUUACAGAAACGGUUUCCUGGAGAUCAGGAGAUGGGUUACAUGUCACCUCCGAGAAACAUAAUAUCGUCGCCAAGGUUCUUUGAAGGGAGGAACAAUGAUACUGGAGAUAAUCAUAAUAGCUUCAGGGAAAGGAAGUUCCGGCCUGAACAUAGUUUUGAUGUUGGAAAUUCUAUGAGAAGACCAAAUUCUGACAAAAACAACAACAGCAACAACUUUAGACCAUUUAUUCGGAACAUGAGAUUUGACGGUGCGGAAGAGAAGACAUGUAUGAACAGGUUUGAGAUGGCUCAGCUAGAGCGGACUCGACGGGCUGAGGCCACAGCAAAUGGAGGUGAUGAUACUCGACGGUUCAAGUUUAAUGAAGAACAGGCAGUGGUGGUAGCCAACAACAACAACAAUGAGUCAUGA